GCUGAAUGCCUCGACCACAUUGGCGCUGGGAUCGAAACUACAGGUGAUACCUUGUGUUGGCUCGUUUGGGGACUCUCUCAGCCCAAACACGAGGGAAGAGUCCAAAAACUUCACAACGAGCUUGUCGAAGCAGGGAAUGAUCGGCCUCUUCACAAACUGCCCUAUCUCAACGCUGUUGUUCAUGAGGGUUUGCGUUCAUUUGCCCCAAGAACGAUGUCGCUUCCACGUUACGCGUCAAAACAGAGCGCCUUUAUUGAUGGAUAUUUCAUCCCCAAGAAUUCGAUCGUGGCGUGUAACUCCUUUAGCAUGCAUCGCCUGGAUGAGAGUACGUUCCCGGACGCAUGCCAAUUCGUUCCUGAGAGAUGGUUGGAUUCAGAAGACAACACUGAUCGACAACGUUUAUUUCUUGCCUUUGGGCUUGGCCCACGGACUUGCAUUGGGCGGCAUCUUGCUAUGGCUGAGAUGAGAGCUUGCUUGAAUGCAGUCUACUCCAAGUAUCGUACUAGACCCUCCCCGGAUAUGCGGUCGAGUAUGGAGAUGGACGAUCAAGUUCUGACAUCCCGUCCUCGAGAUCUGUGCUACAAGACACAGUUCGUACCUUGGGACCUAGAGGCAUGGUUCUCCAGAGUGCCUUCAUCACACGCAGUUGAGGAUCACUGGCAUCUGUUGCUUGGCAAUCGGGCUGGCACAGGUAUAGAAGCUUAG
This is a messenger RNA of Colletotrichum abscissum, 705 nucleotides long. RefSeq lists its product as uncharacterized. The annotation marks the transcript as partial. The transcript is spliced from 2 exons. Gene Ontology annotation, molecular function: iron ion binding; oxidoreductase activity, acting on paired donors, with incorporation or reduction of molecular oxygen; heme binding. Lineage: Eukaryota; Fungi; Ascomycota; Sordariomycetes; Glomerellales; Glomerellaceae. The record is from RefSeq and is a predicted model, not a curated record.